Molecule: messenger RNA, 931 nt
Organism: Arabidopsis lyrata subsp. lyrata
Lineage: Eukaryota; Viridiplantae; Streptophyta; Magnoliopsida; Brassicales; Brassicaceae
Product: probable H/ACA ribonucleoprotein complex subunit 1
Exons: 1
Coding region: 136-744 (202 amino acids)
Source: RefSeq, a predicted model, not a curated record
CCGAAUCAGGUUCCUGAUUUAUUUCCCGAAUUCGCCGGCAAUGUUGUAAAAUCCCUAAUCCAAAAACUAUUUAGUGGAUUUGGGGAAACAAAAAAUUUACGAACAAAGUCGUCGCCGUCGGAUUUGUAGAUCAUCAUGGAGUUCUCUUUGAUCGCCGACACAGUCACAGUUUGCACGGCUAAGCAAGGUAUCGCGUUUGGGAAAUCUCUUCUUCAAAGGUUGGAUUUGGCCAAUCACAUUUCUUUCGCCGAUUCUGUUGUUGAUAAUCAAUCUCCCGGUGGAGGAAUCGUUCAAGCAUCGGCGAUUAUCUUUCCCGUUGAUGCAAUUGCUCCUCCACCUGUCAGAUCUAGCUCUUAUAAGACAAUUCGCCGGAUCCGCAAAAAGCGACGAACCAGGCGAGUUUCGUUUGGCGGUGAUGGAGACGACGGAGGAGAUUUUGGUCGUUUUCUGUUAGAAGGUGAUUUCGGUGGUAACGACGGUCCAUUCGGAUUUGGAGGCGGAGGAAACGAUGGAGGUGGAAAGGGAUGGAACUACGGCGGCGGCGGUGGUGGUGGUUUCGGGAGGGAUAAUUGGGAUGGGUCUUCGUUUUCGUCUUGGUCAGAUCCAGCAAUGGAAUUCGUGUACGAAGUGAUCUGCUGGAUCGCGUUGUCUAAUUGUGUGCACUUUGCGUUCAAGAGGAUAGUGAGGAUUGUGACCGACGGUGAAAGGGAGAAGUUGGACAUUACAUUAUCUCCGGUGUGCUGACAAAUUCGUUGUCGUAGUGAUUCCUGCUUAACAAUAUUCUUAAUCUCAGUUCCAAUUAUAUCAUAUGAUCUCUCUCGUGUGUAUAUAUUUUUAUAUCACAUUGUACAUAUAUAUUUAAUUUCCUUUGCAAUUCACUUUAUAUUUAUAUAAUUUGUUCUGUUUAGAGGAGUGUUUAAUCAUUCAUUCA